Molecule: messenger RNA, 1437 nt
Organism: Pelodiscus sinensis (Chinese soft-shelled turtle)
Lineage: Eukaryota; Metazoa; Chordata; Testudines; Trionychidae
Source: RefSeq, a predicted model, not a curated record
GUGUGAGACGGGGCCGUUCCAGCCACCAGAGGAGAUUUCCCCUGAACUGGACGAGCAAGUCAGUGGUUUCUCCCAAGCAAACGAUUGCGCUGUCGGAGACUCUGAGGGAGUUCACAGAUACUCUACCCUCCGCACUGGAGAGAGCCAGAGGAAAAUCCAUGGGAGCUUUCAGACAGGUGACUGUGACUCUGGAUCCAGACACAGCCCAUCCCCUGCUUGUCCUGUCUGAGGAUCAGAAACGUGUGAGAUGGACAAAUACUCCACAGGGAGUGCCUGAUUCCUCACAGAGAUUUGACUCUGUGCCCUGUGUGCUGGGCUGUGAGGGCUUCACCUCGGGGAGACAUUGCUGGGAGGUGGAGGUGGGGUACAGGGAGCACUGGGCCGUGGGGGUGGCCAAAGAGUCUGUGAGGAGGAAAGGACGGAUCAGUGUUAGGCCUGAGGGGGGGAUCUGGGCUGUGGAGCAUUCGUCAGGUCAUCUUUGGGCUCUCACCAUUCCGAAUACCCGCCUGCCGCUGUACCUACGCACCAGCAGGAUCCGGGUUUAUCUGGACUGUGACCGGGGGCAGGUGACAUUUAUCGAUGCUGUUCAUGAGGCCCCAAUCUUCACUUUCCCGCCGGGCUCCCUCCCUGGGGAGAGAAUCCGACCCUGGUUCCAGCUCUGGAAUACAGACGCCUGCCUCAGACUGUGCCCCUGAAAUGGGGAGAAGGGCAAAAGAGAAAGAAGAUCCCACUAACCGCCCCAAAAGCAGCCUCUCUGGGCCCAUGCAGUCUCCAUGGCAAUUUUCCCUGGACUUUCUGCCCUGGAGUUGGGGUGACUGGAGGCUGCGUGGGGUCUCUGCCUGGGGGUAUUAGUGGGGGGGCCAGGUGGCAGGAGUUGGACUCCCCUGCACUCACAACCCAGAAACCUGCUCCGCAAUGCUGCUAUCUCCCGUCCUGUUAUGCUCUGCUUCGCUGCAGCCAGCUGCUGGGUCACUCCAGCUCCCACCACCAUGGUGAGUGUGGCGGGUGGACACCUGCUGCCCUGCACCAGGCCCCAGGUAAUCCCCUGGUUCACGUUGCACAGAGAGAGCAUUUGGGAAGAGGGUAUGGGGGGCAGGAAGGGGUGGAGCUGUGAUGGGGCAGAGCUUGGGGUAGGGGUGGAGUGGGGGAGGGAGGCCUGGGCCCCACACCCGACUUGGAAUGUCCCUGGAUGGAUGGAUGCAGUCUCUGCCCUGCAAACCACAGAGUGCGCUGCUGGAUCCCAGGGCCAGACAGUGUCACUGAGACCAGGGGAGGGGGGAACAACCCCAGGAACGAAGAAAUGGGCUUCUCUAGACUCAGCCCUGCCUCUCCUCGAUGUCUGGCCCAUCUCUGCACUCCAAAGGGCUCCUGUCUCCCCAAUUGCUGAUCUGUGAUUGCCCAGAGGCCCUCCCCUUCUCUGCAGCCCCAGGGAUGUGG